This is a messenger RNA of Capronia epimyces CBS 606.96, 1323 nucleotides long. Its product is annotated as type II pantothenate kinase. Lineage: Eukaryota; Fungi; Ascomycota; Eurotiomycetes; Chaetothyriales; Herpotrichiellaceae. The transcript has 3 exons. Gene Ontology annotation, biological process: coenzyme A biosynthetic process. Gene Ontology annotation, molecular function: ATP binding; pantothenate kinase activity. The record is from RefSeq and is a predicted model, not a curated record. The coding region runs from base 1 to 1323 and encodes 440 amino acids. Gene Ontology annotation, cellular component: cytosol; nucleus.
AUGACGACAUUAGAAGGGGUACCUACAUAUGGCGACUCCCAGGAGACCACUGCAAUCGUGGAAGGCGAUGCUCCCCGUCGCGUGCCGCGGGCACCUCCGCACCCUGCCUCGGUCAAAAUCAAUGUCGAGGGCGCUUUCAUUGUCAACGACGAGCGAGACGACAGGAAUGGUACGGGAAGCGAAUACGUGCAUCGGGAGUACAAGGACAUCAGGCUGCCACAUCACACGGACGUGGUUAGCCAUGUCGCUGUGGACAUCGGUGGCUCCCUCGCGAAACUUGUCUACUUCUCGCGCGAAACAGGGUCAACCCACGGUGGCGGUCGCCUGAAUUUCGUGAACUUCGAGACCGACCGACUUGAUUUGUGCAUCGACUUCAUUCAAGAGCUUAAACAGACACAAUCUAAACUCAAUGGGUCAACCCCUCAACAACUGUGCGUCAUGGCCACAGGAGGAGGAGCGUACAAGUUUUACGAUAGGAUGAAGGAAGUUCUUCAUGUGGAUGUGAUUCAAGAGGAUGAGAUGGAGUGUCUUAUCAUCGGACUCGACUUCUUCAUCACAGAGAUCCCCCGCGAAGUCUUUACCUAUAGCGAAGAAGCGCCCAUGCAAUUCGCCGAAGCUCGCGCGGAUGUCUAUCCAUAUCUUCUGGUCAACAUUGGUUCGGGCGUUUCCAUGGUAAAAGUGUCUGGUCGUCGAGAAUUCCAGCGCGUGGGCGGUACAUCACUGGGUGGCGGAACGUUCUGGGGGAUACUUUCCUUGCUGACCGGCGCCCGCACGUUCGACGAGAUGCUCAGAUUGGCCGAAAAUGGUGACAAUGCCGGGGUCGACAUGCUGGUGGGCGACAUUUAUGGCACAGACUACGGCAAAAUUGGCCUGAAGAGCACCACUAUCGCCAGCACUUUUGGCAAAGUGUUCCGGAUGAAGAGACUGGCUGAAAGGAAUGCCGAGGAUGGAGAAGGCUUGUUCAAUGGUGACCAUGGGGAUGACAAUCACCAACUCGGAGGCUUCAAGACCGAGGACAUGGCACGGAGUCUGCUGUAUGCGAUCUCCAACAACAUCGGUCAAAUUGCUUACCUACAAUCCGAAAAGCACAAUCUGCAACACAUAUACUUUGGGGGGUCCUUCAUCCGAGGGCACAUUCAGACGAUGAAUACACUUUCCUAUGCCAUCAAAUUCUGGUCUCAAGGCCAGAAACAGGCGUACUUUUUGCGGCAUGAGGGCUACCUGGGCGCCGUUGGAGCCUUUCUCAAACGCCAACCAAGGAAUUGGGGACGCCGCAAUAGUUUUGACGACGUCAAACUUGGCAAGGUAUUGUCAAGAGAAUAG